Messenger RNA from Hydractinia symbiolongicarpus, 1311 nucleotides. RefSeq lists its product as uncharacterized. The coding region runs from base 1 to 1311 and encodes 436 amino acids. The transcript has 2 exons. NCBI's taxonomy places the organism in Eukaryota, Metazoa, Cnidaria, Hydrozoa, Anthoathecata, Hydractiniidae. The record is from RefSeq and is a predicted model, not a curated record.
AUGGGUGAAUACCAUGAUUUAUACCUAAAAUCCGAUGUACUAUUAUUAGCCGAUGUUUUUGAAAACUUUAGAAGUACAUGUUUAGAAUAUUAUAAAUUAGAUCCAGCACAUUAUUACACAUCACCAGGAUUAUCAUGGGACGCCAUGUUGAGAAUGACUGAUGUGGAAUUAGAAUUAUAUGCAAAAUCCAAUAAUAAGUAUACUGAUGAUUAUAAUCCGGAUGAAAAAUCAAAGUAUAUAAUGUGUUUGAAUGCUAACAAUUUAUAUGGGCAUGGAACGUCACAAUAUCUACCAACUGGUGGAUUUAGAUGGUUUACUAAAAAUGAAAUAAAAAAAUGUGAUUUGGCUAACUAUGAGACAGAUAGUAAAAAAGGGUUAAUAUUUGAAGUUGAUUUUGAAUAUCCAAAGGAACUACAUGAUAUAGAUAAUGAUUAUCCACUAGCACCAGAAAGAAUGAAUGUUACCAAAAAUAUGCUAUCAAAGUAUUGUAAAAAAAUCCAGAAAAAGUAUAAUAUAUUAAUUGGUGAUGUCAAAAAAUUAAUCCCAACAUUACACAAAAAGGAGAAAUACGUUGUGCACUGCAGAAACUUAGAAUUAUACAUAUCAUCAGGAUUAAAAGUCAAAAAAGUAGAUAGAAUAUUAGAAUUUGAUCAAUCCCCAUGGUUGAAACAAUAUAUUGAUUCCAAUACAAAUAAACGAACAUUUUGUAAAAACGCAUUUGAAAAGGAUUUCUUCAAACUUAUGAAUAACAGUGUAUUUGGAAAAACGAUGGAAAAUAUUAGAAAACGUGUAAAUGUCGAACUUGUAACCAAUAAGAAAAAACUUAUGAAAUUAACAUCAAAACCAACAUUCGAAUCAUCAAAAAUAUUCAACGAAAAUCUUGUUGCUGUUCACAAAAUUAAGGAAACAUUAACAUUAAACAGACCUGCAUACGUUGGAAUGUGCAUUCUAGAUUUAUCCAAAACAAUGUACGAUUUUCACUAUUAUUAUAUCAAACAUAAGUAUAAAAAUGAUGCUAAACUAUUAUUUACAGAUACAGAUUCCCUAACAUAUGAAACUACAACCGAUGAUGCAUAUAUGGAUUUUUGGGGUGAUAGGGAUAAAUUUGACAAUAGUGACUACCCAGAAUCAUCACAAUUUUAUAAUACAGAAAAUAAGAAAAUUGUUGGAAAAAUGAAAGAUGAAGCAGAAGGUGUACCAAUACUCGAAUUUGUGGGAUUGAAAUCCAGAAUGUACAACUAUAUUAAAGAUAAUGGUAAAUCAGGAAAAACAGCGAAGGGUGUUAAGAAAAACAUAUUAAGAAUACAAUAA